Anthostomella pinea is the source of this 573-nucleotide messenger RNA. NCBI's taxonomy places the organism in Eukaryota, Fungi, Ascomycota, Sordariomycetes, Xylariales, Xylariaceae. The record is from the annotation of a GenBank genome assembly.
AUGACUAACAUCGUUCAGCGCCGCUACCAGCGCACCGGUUCCGCCACCUCUGGAGUAUUGACCCCGACGGCGUCGUCACAGACAACACAGCCGGCCGAGUCCACUGCAGGCUUCAUCUCAGCCGGAGCCUUCGCCGGCAGCACCGUCGGUGCCGCCGCAGGGAUCGGUCUUAUUGGUUUUUCUGUGGUUAUGUGGCGAGAGAGGAAGUGGAGAAAGGUGGCCUCUGAUCUGAGAGCUGAGAAGGAUGCCUUUGCAAAGCAAGCUGAGUCUGGUUCUGAGCCAGGUUCUGGAGCUGGAUCUGGGUUCGUUGCUGGACCCGGCUCUGGGUUUGGGCCGUCGGGCUCCGCGGUUGGUUCUGCCCCAGCUGAACGGUAUUACCAAGGUGGUCAUCAGGCAGAAGGCCUGGGCAUAUCGCCAGCAGCCGUCGACAACAGGGCCGUAUCGGCAGGAGCCGUUCUUCCUGCACAGGCAGCCGAAGUCUCUUCUUUCAACUACCCUAUGCCGCAGCUGGAGGACACUCAACUAGAAGGCCCUCAGCAAGACGAGAAUGGCAGGAAGUAUCGCAUAGCCUGA